This is a messenger RNA of Macroventuria anomochaeta, 309 nucleotides long. RefSeq lists its product as uncharacterized. The transcript has a single exon. The record is from RefSeq and is a predicted model, not a curated record. NCBI's taxonomy places the organism in Eukaryota, Fungi, Ascomycota, Dothideomycetes, Pleosporales, Didymellaceae. The coding region runs from base 1 to 309 and encodes 102 amino acids.
AUGUCCGACAAGAUGGAAAUCGAUCCCAUAGCCUCCGCCUGCCAACAGAUCCUCAAUGCGCUCGCACGCCACAUGGCUGGGCUUAUUACGUACGAGUCGAAGCCCGAAGUGCCCGCAGAAGAGCUUGAGGACCGGAAGAAAGACACAAAGCCCGUGAAGGCGAAGAUCACGCAGCUGUCGAAGCUGUUCUAUGAUUGGCAAGGAUUGAACGAUGAGCAGAGGGAGGCGCUGAUUAAGACGGUGGGAAAGGCGCUGGAGGAUAUCGGGAAGGAGGUAACGGGCGUUGUCGGUGAGGUUAUGGAGGAGUAG